Molecule: messenger RNA, 1351 nt
Organism: Ostrinia furnacalis (Asian corn borer)
Lineage: Eukaryota; Metazoa; Arthropoda; Insecta; Lepidoptera; Crambidae
Product: lipase 3-like
Exons: 6
Coding region: 43-1305 (420 amino acids)
Biological process (GO): lipid metabolic process
Molecular function (GO): hydrolase activity, acting on ester bonds
Source: RefSeq, a predicted model, not a curated record
CGAUACGUUACUAAAUUAUUUACGUGCUGGAAAGCUUAAGCAAUGUUACGUCUAUUGCUGCUGGUGGGCUCAAUGGCCGCCGCGCUUGCGGGUCGAUCUCCGCAUGCGGAUUUCAUAGACCAGCUGGUGGCUUCUGCACCAUCUGCCAGAUACUCCAAUAACAUCAUUGAGGAUGCACUUCUGGAUGUGCCUGGUCUAGUAGCCAAAUAUGGCUACCCCAUCGAGUCCCAUGAGGUGACAACCUCUGAUGGCUACAUCCUCACGAUGCACCGCAUCCCUCACGGACGAGACCAGAACAACAGACCAGAUCCCAACAAACCGGUGGUCUUCCUUAUGCAUGGUAUGCUGUCAUCCUCCGCCGACUACUUAGUCCUUGGCCCUGGAAAUGCUUUGGGUUACGUCCUCGCCGAAGAGGGAUACGAUGUUUGGCUAGGAAAUGCCCGCGGCAACUUCUACUCCCGUCGCCACACCAACCUCAACCCUGACAGCUGGAUGAACCCGGCCUUCUGGAGAUUCAGCUGGGAUGAGAUUGGCAACCACGACUUACCCGCCUUCUUGGAUUACAUUGAGAGGCACACUGGCCAGAAGAAACUCCACUACAUCGGCCACUCGCAAGGAGGAACUUCAUUCCUUGUCCUGAACUCUCUGCGUCCAGAAUAUAAUGCCAAGUUCAUUUCCUUCCACGGAAUGGCUCCCGCUGCGUUCUUCAAACAUAACACUCAUAUGAUCACAUCCCUUGCGCCGCAUAUUGACCUCAUUGAGCCUGCUGCUUUCGCCAUAGGCCGAGCUGAAGUCUUUGGUAACCGAGAAUUCAUAGAGUGGUUCAAUAUGAAUAUGUGCGCCGAGUCAUCUAUUUUCGCGCCUGUCUGCUCUGCCAUAUGGGUUAGCACUACUUCGGACUACUUCAAUACGACCAUGAUCCCGUUGUUCCUUGGACACUCUCCAGCCGGCUCCUCGAUCCGUCAACUCAGUCACUACGCCCAGAGCAUCAACCACCACACCUUCAGGCGUUUCGACCACAACCCUGUGACCAACCUCAUCACCUACGGACGCAGGACUCCUCCAGACUACGACCUUAGCAAGGUCACAGCUCCGGCGUACAUCCACUACGCUGUAAACGACCUGAUGACCAACUUCAGAGACGUCGAAAUCUUGAUCGAAAAGCUACCCAACGUUAAAGUAGCACACUUAGUGGAUUCCCCAGUGUUUGACCACUUGGACUUCGUUUGGGGUUCUGGGGUUAAGGCCCGUCUGUAUGACAAGAUGAUUGGGCUCAUGAAGGAGGCAGAAAGAAACGCUUUGUAAAUAAUAAUAAAUAUUUCGGAAAAAUAAAUUUGUUAUUUAUAAAAUA